AUGAGCCUCUUGGCGCCAAAGCCAUCCGCGGAGGCCCACGUGCCGAAAAGGCGACCGUGCUGUGAGAAAGCCUCAAAAGCGGGCGGCCCGGCACCCAAGCGCCCGCGUGUGGAGAAGCUUCCAGGGCCAUCCCGCUGCCUCCAGCCCCUGCCUCAGUGCCCUCCGGCCACGGAUGAGGGUUUGACCAUCACUCAGAUUGGCCCCUACAUCCUUCUGGAGCCCACAGAAGGUGGAUGCACCUACAGGGCUGUGAAUAGACACACCGAGGCAGAGCUGACCUGCAAGGUUUAUCCGGCGAAGAGCUACCCAGAGGUGAUGGCGCCAUACGCUGCUCUCCCCUCGCACCCCAACAUUGCCCGGGUGGCCGAGGUCAUCGUGGGAGAUCAGAAUGUCUACGUCUUUUUUGAGUCCGGGAAGGACAACAUGCACGACCUGGUGAGGCGGUGCAAGCGUGUGCCGGAGUCUGAGGCAGUUGCUCUUUUCCGACAAAUGGCCGAAGCCAUCGCUCACUGUCACCAGCACGGCAUCGUCCUCCGAGACAUCAAACUGAAGAAGUUUGUCUUCACAGAUCGAGAACGGUCCAAGUUGCUGCUGGAGAACCUGGAAGACGCCCAGGUCCUAAUGGGUUCCGAUGAUGCCUUGAUGGACAAGCACGGCUGCCCAGCUUACGUGGGUCCCGAAAUCCUGAGCUGCAAGGGCUCCUACUCUGGAAAGGCCGCUGAUAUCUGGAGCCUAGGGGUAGCUCUCUACACUCUGCUGGUGGGCUGCUACCCCUUCCAGGGCACCAAGCCCGUCUUGUUGUUUGGCAAGAUCUGUCGCGGACGUUUUACAGUCCCGGGUGACCUCUCGCCCAAGGCCCAGUGCCUUAUCCGGUGCCUCUUGAGGAGGGAUCCGGCCGAAAGGCUGACCGCCAGUGAGAUCCUGCUCCAUCCUUGGCUGGCUUCGAACCCAGUCCCCAAAGCGUUGGGGGUCAGCCCCCUUGGAGGGCAAGGACUGGAGCAAGUGGUUCCCGAAAUGGGGAGCUGCAGAAAGAAUUCGGAUAAAUUGCAGGAAGUGGAGACAUGAAAUGGCCUUGAGGGGAAGAAGGCAGUGGGGCCAUUGGAGGCCGUAUCUCUCAGCCACCUCGGAAGUGCCUUUUGCGGGGACGGAGUACCUUUCGCCUUUGCCCUU
This is a messenger RNA of Pseudonaja textilis, 1170 nucleotides long. The record is from RefSeq and is a predicted model, not a curated record. Lineage: Eukaryota; Metazoa; Chordata; Lepidosauria; Squamata; Elapidae.